AUCACAUCUUGAUCACCUAUACAAUUUUAUAUCAAAUGCCCAGUCAUGUGCACAUCACGUGUGCAUUAACUGCACAUCACGUGUACGUCACCUUCUUCAUCUCGUGGUACAUUCAUAUAUCACUUCGGCUCGGCCGCCCAUAAAAUGCAUAAUGGAAGGAGAUAAGUAAAUGAUUACUUAGAUCGAACCCGCAUUACAUGCAGCGCAGCAAAUCUGUAUCACUGGGCUGUACAGUGGAUAUGCGCAUCGCAUAUUCUUGGCACACCAUAAAGGCUUAUCAUACAUACGCUAUGCUCACUUCACUUGAUUUCAAGUUAACACCAGUGUCUAUCACUGCACCUUGCGCCUGUGGGUGCAUUAUGGAGGGUGCUAAGUUGAUAUGUUGCCAUAGAGACAGAGUUAGUAUUGUCAGGCCCUAUGACAGUAGAUAGUGAAUGUGUAGAGAAUGUACAGAUAGUACAGGCUAAUUUGUUAGUCCAAGACCGGUCAGCAGAGCAAUCAGAGAGUUUGGAGAGUGAGAUAGCGAGACUGUGGGAUUUAGAGACCCUAGGUAUUAGAGAGACACAGGGAGUACAGGAAGAAUUUCUGGAUAACAUUUGUUUCAAUGGAGAGAGGUAUUCGGUUAAGUUACCGUGGAAGGUCAACCACAGAUCGUUACCUACUAAUUACGAAAACAGCCUAGGACGCCUUCAUGGCACAAUGAGAAAGCUUAGGCAAGAGCCAGAAGUGCCAGACCAGUACGAGGCAGUAAUCAAGGGUCAGUUAGAGUCGGGAGUGAUAGAGCCGGUUCAUGCGUUAGAAGAUGGUAACAAGAUCCAUUACUUACCACAUAGAGCGGUAGUGCGUAGGAAUGUUGCUACUAGUACACCGGUAAGAGUGAUCUAUGAUGCGUCGGCGAAGACAGGUAAAAAAGGCGUGUCGCUCAACGACUGUUUACACGUUGGACCGUCUCUCAACCCCCUCCUAUUUAAUGUGUUGCUGAGAUUCCGUCUCCACAGGGUAGCCCUCAUAGCAGAUAUCUAGAAGGCUUUCUUGAAUAUCGAAGUCGACCCUGGAGACCGAGAUUGUUUACGAUUCUUAUUCCCAGAGGACCCGAGAAUGGAGGAUUCCGUAAUCAAGGUAUACCGGUUUUGUAGAGUGGUGUUUGGUCUGAACGCCUCGCCAUUUUUAUUGAAUGGAACCUUGAGGCACCACCUCGUGAAGUUUAAAGAGAUAGAUCCUGAGUUUGUAGAGAUGUUAGUCAACAGUUUUUAUGUAGAUGACUUGGUGACAGGGAGUAACACCCCGGAAGAGGCGUAUGAGUUAUACGUGAAGUCCAAGUCUAACCUCAAGAGUAGUGCACUGUGGUGGAAUGGCCCACACUGGCUGACUGGUCCCGAACAGGGAUGGCCAGCAUUACAUAUAGAGAGAACGCCAGCUGGGGCGGAAGAGGAGAAGGGCACUGUAAGUAUGGUAGUCAACACCAGAGUACCGAAGAGUGACAUAUCUAGUGUAAUCAACCCUAACAAUUUCAGUAAUUGUAGCAAGUUGUUCAAGGUAACAGCGUAUGUUCGGAGAUUCGUGCACAAUGUUAGGGCAGAGAAAGUAGAAGACAGGAUGACAGGCAGGUUAUCUAGAGAGGAGAUGACGAAUGCAGAGCUAGAGUGGAUAAAAUCAGCGCAAGUAGACUUGACGCAACAAGCGACGUUUAAUCAGCUGACCAAGCAGCUAGAUUUAGUAGAAGGCAUACUUAGGUGCAGAGGGAGACUGGGUAAUUCCGAGCUUGCGACAGACGCUAGAAUGCCCAUAAUAUUACCGAGAGAUCACAGGCUGACAGAGCUGGUUAUACUAGACUGCCAUAGUAAGUUACACCACAGUGGUGUUAGCGGCACCUUAGCGCAGUUGCGGACAAGGUUCUGGGUUCCGAAAGGUAGACAAGUUGUGAAAAAGAUAGUGCAUAGGUGUGUCACGUGUAAGAAGCUAGAAGGCAGGGCAUACGCAACGCCUCCCGUGGCGGAUUUACCAGGCUUUAGAGUCACGCAGGCAGAGCCAUUCUCCAAAGUAGGAGUAGACUUUACAGGUCCUCUCUAUUACAAGAGUAGUACAUGUAUGAUGCAGAAGGCGCAUGUUGCACUUUUCUCGUGUUGCGUGACACGGGCAUUAUAUCUCGAUUUAGUGGUAGAUUUAGAGGCUUGUACUUUCAGGAGAUGCCUUAGAAGGUUUGCAGCCAGGAAGGGAGCUCCAACGCUGAUAGUGUCAGACAAUGCGAAAGAUGGCGGUAGUAGAGAAGUUGAUCAAGGGCAGAGAUGACGUAGUGAGAGGAGCGCAAGUUAGACUUGUCAAGAAGGGCAAGCCAUCUCGCCUGGACAGACCAGUCAAGAGACUCUACCCCAUAGAAGUUAGGUGCGCGGACUCGACAGUGAAUGCGCGGACAGUGAGUGCGCGGACAGGAGCGUGCAUACCAGAGCCAGGUCCACUCGAGCCGCAGCAUUUCACGCGCAAAAUAGAAUCGCGAUCGGGGCUUUGCUUGACU
Molecule: messenger RNA, 2512 nt
Organism: Nematostella vectensis (starlet sea anemone)
Lineage: Eukaryota; Metazoa; Cnidaria; Anthozoa; Actiniaria; Edwardsiidae
Exons: 2
Coding region: 1099-2289 (396 amino acids)
Molecular function (GO): nucleic acid binding
Source: RefSeq, a predicted model, not a curated record